This is a messenger RNA of Penaeus monodon (black tiger shrimp), 2127 nucleotides long. RefSeq names its product xaa-Pro aminopeptidase 1-like. The record is from RefSeq and is a predicted model, not a curated record. Gene Ontology annotation, molecular function: metalloaminopeptidase activity. The transcript has 17 exons. NCBI's taxonomy places the organism in Eukaryota, Metazoa, Arthropoda, Malacostraca, Decapoda, Penaeidae. The coding region runs from base 13 to 2001 and encodes 662 amino acids.
AUUAAAUCCACAAUGGCCUCUGUGCUGCGUCUUGUAAUAGCUAGCAUAGCGCUCGUCACGACAGUUCAUGGGACUGUUGUGAAGCGAGAGGUUCUGACCCCUAGUCACCCUUCACCUUUGACCCGAAAUGUGACCCUGGAUGACCGAAACAACUGCCAGCCCGGGGACCCCCAGCCACCCAACCGCGUGGAUACGACGGAGAGAGUGGCACGUCUCAGGCAAGAAAUGGCAAACUACGGACUGAGUGCGUUCAUCGUGCCAACCGACGACGACCAUCAGAGCGAAUACGUAGGGGAAUCGGAUAAGCGCAGAAAAUACAUCUCCGGAUUCUCAGGGAGCGCCGGAACAGCUGUAGUGCUAAUGGAGGAACAAGCUCUUUGGACAGACGGGAGGUACUUUCUUCAGGCGGACGACCAGCUCGACUGUAACUGGCUGUUGAUGAAAGCCUACAUGACGGGGACACCAACCAUCCUGCAGUGGCUGAAGGACUCACUGCCUGCAGGAGCGAGAGUCGGCGCCGAUCCUACCUUGACCAGCGCGGACACGUGGCUUAGCUAUGCGAAUUCGCUCGCUGCAGACAACAUCGACCUUGUUCCCGUGACGCCCAACCUUGUCGACCUGAUCUGGACCGACCGCCCUCCGUACCCUUCCGACCCGGCAUUCCCGCUUGAACUCAAAUUUACGGGAAAAUCGUGGGAAGAGAAAGUGUUAGAAGUACGAGACGAAAUGAGAAGCACAGGAACCGACGUACUGGUUGUCUCAGCCCUGGACGAGGUGGCGUGGCUUCUCAACCUCAGGGGGAGCGAUAUUCCUUUCAAUCCUGUGUUCCGCAGUUACGCGUUGAUCACGAUGAGCUCCGUUGAACUGUUCACGCCAGCUGAGAAAGUGAGCGUAGACGUAGAAGAACAUCUUCAUGUAAACCAGUGCGAGGAGAUGAUGUGUGUGACAAUCCAAAACUAUGACGAUAUUUUCCCCCGCUUGAGUUCCUUCGAGGACGACCCUCUCGUGUCUAAAAUUACGAUCAGUUCGAGUUAUUCCUUCACUUCGGGAGCUUCUUACGCCAUCUACAACGCGGUAGGUUUGUUUGGAGGAAGAGCAAAUGAAGAGGAUUAUAUGAAAGGCAGAAAGAACGAAGUCGAGAACCAAGGCAUGAUGAAUGCUCAUCUGAAGGACGCCGUGGCUCUGUGUGAUUUCCUGGCGCUGCUGGAGAAUGAGGUCAUCGCAGGCACCUACUGGGACGAACUCUCCGCCGUCGCGAAAUCCGAGGAAUUCCGCUCUCAGCAGCAGGACUACCUUAGCCUAUCCUUCGAAACGAUCUCGGCGUCGGGACCGAACGCGGCCGUCAUCCACUACUCGCCGAGUCCGGAGACCAACAGACAGAUUGAUGACCAGUCGACUUUUCUCCUCGACUCUGGCGCUCAGUAUAAGGAUGGCACCACUGACAUCACCAGGACCCUUCACUUCGGCGUCCCGACGAGCUUCCAGAUCGAGGCUUACACGCGGGUGCUGAUGGGCGCCAUGGACUUCGCUGCGAUGGUGUUCCCCGUCGGUUUCUCGCUCGGAGACAUCGAUAUUCUGGCGAGGAGGCCUCUGUACGAAGCUGGUUUGGAUUAUCGACAUGGAACCAGCCACGGCAUCGGAAUGUGUCUGUUUGUGCAUGAAUCUGCCAAUAAUGCGUAUGAGAUUGGUUUCUUCGGUUCUGAUGAGCCCGGGUACUACGAGGACGGCGAAUUCGGCAUUCGCUUAGAGACCACCCUCAGGGUCGUUCACAAAGAGACUCCGCAUGACUUCGUGAGUCCAAUGUUGGGAUUCGAACCUGUUGCUUUGGUUCCGUUUGAACCCAAGCUUAUCAACACUACUCUCCUUAGCCGACAACAGUGUGAUGCACUAAACGCCUACCAUGCUACAGUGAGAGACGUAGUUGGAAAUGAGCUCAAGAAUCAGGAACGAUUCGAAGGUUACGAUUGGGUUCUAAGGAAGACUGAACCCUUGUUAUGCUGAAUCCGGACAAACGUUUGUGUAAACGUUUUCCUGCUGAUCCCUUUCAGCCAUUCACUUAUGAUUUGUCUUUGGAUGAUGAUGUAUUAAAGAAAUUAUAAGUGUAGAUGUUAUAAAGUGUUGUAUAUG